Molecule: messenger RNA, 1104 nt
Organism: Stegostoma tigrinum
Lineage: Eukaryota; Metazoa; Chordata; Chondrichthyes; Orectolobiformes; Stegostomatidae
Product: urotensin-2 receptor-like
Exons: 1
Coding region: 1-1104 (367 amino acids)
Biological process (GO): regulation of blood pressure; neuropeptide signaling pathway; blood vessel diameter maintenance
Cellular component (GO): membrane
Molecular function (GO): urotensin II receptor activity
Source: RefSeq, a predicted model, not a curated record
AUGGACAGAGUUGACAAUGGCCAACUCACAAAAGGAAACUUGACCAGCAAUUCCUCGCUUCCAGAUGAAGGUAACGUGAAUGAGGUCCUGAUUACAACACUCCUCGGGGUGAUCCUAACCAUCAUGUGUAUCUUUGGCAUGCUGGGCAAUAUCUACACGUUGGUGAUCGCCAACCGAUCAAUCAAGUCUGCUGGAUCCAUGUACAUUUACAUCGCCAACCUGGCACUGGCCGACCUCCUAUACUUGCUCACCAUCCCUUUCGUGGUGUGCACAUAUUUUGCCAAAGACUGGUACUUUGGGGAGAUCGGCUGCAGGUUCCUCCUCAGCCUGGACCUCCUGACCAUGCACGCCAGCAUUUUCAUCCUCACAGCCAUGAGCGUCGAACGAUACAGGGCUGUGACCUCACCCCUGGCCAGCCGGGCUACCAGAACGUGCCGAAGGAUAAUCACUGCCACCAUUUGGUCAUUAUCCUGCCUCCUGACCUUGCCGAUGAUGAUUAUGAUCCAUUUACGAGAGACCGUCAACCCUACAGGGUCAACAAAGCGGAUUUGCUUCCCAACUUGGAAUCCUGAAGCCUACAAAACGUAUCUCACCAUUUUAUUCAAUACCAGCAUUUUAUCUCCAGGCAUUGUAAUUGGAUACCUGUACAUCCGGUUGGCACUAGCUUACUGGCUCUCGGGGAGAAUGGUUUCGGACAAUAGAAAUCGUACUCUAAAGCAGAAGGUCUUGUACAUGAUUUUUAGCAUCAUCUUGUUGUACUGGGCCUGCUUUCUGCCAUUUUGGGUCUGGCAGUUGACAAAACUUUAUAAGCAAGAAGCUCUGAGUAUGACACCACUGGCACAGAUGUACAUCAACUUCUUUGUGACCUGCCUGACCUACAGUAACAGCUGUAUCAACCCAUUCCUCUACAUGUUACUCACCAAGAACUACAAGGAGUAUAUGGCACACCACAGCAGAACAUCAACUGAGCGGGUCACCUUUAAGAGGGGCCAAAUGGACAGUCAAGGGCCCAAGAGAUCAGCUGCCCAAACGAACACAGCGAAGUCACUCCAGUUGGAGUACCAGGGGAGAAAUCGAACAACAGUGUCUAACUUGACUCAAUGA